AUGUUCAUUAAAUCCGAAACUUUAGAACUGAAAGAGGAGGAGGAUAUGCUGGUGCUCUUGGGUUCGUCCUCCCCUUCCUCAUCCUCCCUGACUCCUCUGACUUCCAGCUCCGAAGAAGAGGAAGAGGAUGACUUGGACGCGUCAUCUCGAGGGCGGCUGCCGAGGUUGUCUGAAGCUGAGCAAGCCUCUGGAGGAGGAGUCGGAGGAGACGGAGGGGGUGGCGGCGGAGGGGGGGGAGAGGAGUGCAAGCCCGGGACUCGCCUUUUGAGCAUGGUACACGAGUGUAAACGACGACCGAAUCGUGCCCGGGGGAGCUCCCGAGGCGCCAAGACUGCGGAGACGGUGCAGCGAAUCAAAAAGACUCGGAGACUCAAGGCCAACAACCGUGAGCGGAAUCGCAUGCACAACCUGAAUGCAGCGCUGGACGCACUGCGCGAAGUGCUGCCCACAUUCCCUGAGGACGCCAAGCUAACCAAAAUCGAGACGCUGCGCUUCGCCCACAACUACAUCUGGGCUCUCACCGAGACCCUACGGCUGGCUGAUCACUGCGGGGGCGGGGGCCCCGGCGGCUUGCCUGAAGGGCUAUUCUUCGAGGGCACAGUGCUGUUGAGCCCCGGCGGGGGAAACGCGGUCCUCAGCAGCUGCGGCGCGGAUAGCCCCUCAUCCGCCUCCACGUGGAGUUGCAGCGACAGUCCAGCAUCCGCCUCCUGUACACCCUCCAGUUCCACUUCGCCCUACAACUGCACUUUAUCUCCUGCCAGCCCGGCUAGCUCAGGUGGUGGCUCUGACUUGGACUACUGGCAGCCCCAGCCCCCAGACAAACACCGUUAUGCACCUCUGCACUCCAUAGCCAAGGACAGUAUAUAA
This is a messenger RNA of Sarcophilus harrisii (Tasmanian devil), 867 nucleotides long. It is a transcript of the gene NEUROG2, whose product is annotated as neurogenin 2. Lineage: Eukaryota; Metazoa; Chordata; Mammalia; Dasyuromorphia; Dasyuridae. The coding region runs from base 1 to 867 and encodes 288 amino acids. The transcript has a single exon. Gene Ontology annotation, molecular function: protein dimerization activity. The record is from RefSeq and is a predicted model, not a curated record.